AUGACUACGACUACUACCACUACUACUACUACUACUACUACUACUACUACUACUACUACUACUACUACUACUACUACUACUACUACUACUACUCUUACUACUUCUGCUACUACUACUACUACUACUACUACUACUACUACUACUACUACUACUACUACUACUACUACUACUACUACUACUACUACUACUACUACUACUACUACUAGCAAACUACACUCGGAUGUAGAAAUCUAA
Molecule: messenger RNA, 234 nt
Organism: Schistosoma turkestanicum
Lineage: Eukaryota; Metazoa; Platyhelminthes; Trematoda; Strigeidida; Schistosomatidae
Source: the annotation of a GenBank genome assembly